Messenger RNA from Hippopotamus amphibius kiboko, 2423 nucleotides. RefSeq lists its product as uncharacterized. Gene Ontology annotation, molecular function: protein binding. The record is from RefSeq and is a predicted model, not a curated record. Lineage: Eukaryota; Metazoa; Chordata; Mammalia; Artiodactyla; Hippopotamidae. Bases 72 to 2423 code for a protein of 783 amino acids. The transcript has 19 exons.
GUUUCUCACCCUGAACCAGCUCUCCGGUUCCCACGCUCCCGCUCCUGGACCCUCCGUUCAGCCGCGGAUCGAUGUCUCGGUCCGGGAACGCUGAGCUGCGCUGCGGACCCUCCAUUGACACCUUCUCCCUAGAAGCCGUGCACCUUGGGAACUUGUACAAGAUUGUCAUAGGUCAUGAUGGGCUUGGACCAGGAAAUGGCUGGUUUCUUGAUGAUAUUGUAAUCAAGGACCCCACAACGAACCAUGAAUACGUGUUUUUCUGCCACAGAUGGCUGGAUCAAGGGGAAGAUGAUGGUAAAAUUGUCAGAGAACUGUAUGCCAGGGAUAACAGUAUCAUCUCUGCAAGGCAGAAGCUGGAAGUUAGUAGAAAAGAAACAUGGGCUGCAGAAAGCUGGAAGUUUAUGAAAGGAAAUACUCUUCAGUUCUACAACAGGCUAACGGGAGGGUUUGUUCGUCUGCACCCAGAUGGCACAGUUGAUGCGAUUGGAGAGGAGACAGAUAAAUACGGUCUCUUUGAUGUUAUUUUCAACAAAGGAAAUGUAUGCAUUUUCCAAAGUCAUGAAAUGAGGCAUCUUUCUCUGGCUCUUGACAAUGGCUCUGUCACUGGAAUGAUUAGUGGUGCAGCUUCCACUGAGAUGCGGGUUCUUUAUCAGCCCAACCGCUGUGCCCUUCUGGAGUCAGCACUAGUUCCAGGGCACACGGUCAUUUUUGAUCGUCACGGCAAAAUAUCGAAUCAGUCGUCAGCAGGCUGUGCCGACCUUUCUAAGGAGUUUGUGGUUUUUGUCAAGGGCAUGUUCCUCAGCAGUGCCGUGGUUCUUCUUGCCACCAGCCUGUGCCAGGCCCUGUGUCUCCAGCCGGAUGGGAGCUGCACUGGCGUGGGAAAGCUGUCUGAAAAAUCCUACUGGAAAGUGCAUAAAAUCGGCUCUGGGAUUUGCAUGUUUGAAAGUGUGAAAAAUGCGCGGAUGUUUCUGAGGAUUAAGGACGGCCGGUGUGAUGGAACAGGUACAGGAGACACUGACUGUCAUUUUAAAAUUAAGAAGAACUUGGAAAAUGCAUGUAUAAGCCUGGAAUCUACGAAGAGCCCAGGGUUGUUUGUCGGACUUCAGGCAGAUGGACAGGCAAAACCAGUUGUUUAUACCGAGAAUGGGAAUGUUUUCUUCUAUCCACAAGUCAUCAAAUUUGGCAGAGAAAACCCAACGGAUAUGUCUGCAACACCCAGCCAAGAGGAGGAAAAGUUCCUUGAGUCAAAAAACCAGAAAGAAAUGCCACCAGAACCCGAGGCCAGAGGAGCCUUACUUUCUUCAGCUGCAAAAGACAUCAGACCUCCCCAAAACCAUGAGACGCCCCUGUUCGAAGAUGAAUGGAAGGUGUUAGUGCUGACGGGAAACACAGGGACGCGGGCCGGCGUCACACUCUGGGUGUAUGGAGACCAGGGGGUCGCUGGACCUCUCCCUCUCAGCAAGGACAGCCCAGAGCAGCUCUUCCUUCCCAGACAGGAGGAUGUGUUUCAGGUCGAAAUAAGGAGCAUUGGAAACAUAUAUAAGAUAAGGAUAGGACAUGAUGGGACCGAGUGGAGCUUACAGAGGGUGACCAUGCAGCAUAUGAAGAGCAAGAAGACCCUGGAUUUUGCAGCAAAUGUGUGGUUAUCUCGAAUCCAAGCAGACAGGGACGUUGUCUGUGAGCUUCCUGUGGUGGAAGGAGGACAAGCUAUUUUUCCAUUAGUGAGAUACAUUGUUGACGUCCAUACUGGGCAACUGAAGCGAGCAGAAACCGAGUCCAAAGUGUCCCUGUGUCUCUACGGGGAGAGGGGAGACUCUGGCCUGAGACUGCUGUACAAGUCCAACAUGCCAGUAAAAUUUCAGAGAGGACAGGUUGAUACGUUUCAAGUGGAAGCAGUGUCGCUUGGGAAACUGCAGAAGGUGCUGUUGCGCUGCGAAGCCUGCGACAAGUCUCAGUACUGGUACUGCGAGAAGGUGGUGGUCAGGGAGCCAGGAGCUGCGACCCCAUGCAUCUUCCCCUGUGAAAGAUGGCUUCCCUUUAUGUCUCAGGGGAUAAUUCAUUCAGAAAUCGAACUUUAUCUUCAAGAAAUGCAAGUAAAUCAUCAACCUAAAAUACAAGAGGAAGCAAAUGGUCCUGAAAGGCGCUGUUGCUCCUGCCUGGCUGCCUCUCUCUCUGGGGAUGUUUGUCCCUGGAACCCAGCCCCUAUGCGAUGGGGAGCCCUAGACCACGCAGGAAGGUCUGCUUGCAGAGGCGCGGAGGCUUCUGCCCUGAGCCCUGGCGGAGCUCCCAGUCGUGUGAGAGCCAUCCUGGAAGCAGACCCUCGCAUCUGUGGCAGAGUGCCCCGGCUGACACUGUGUGGAGCAGAGAGGAGCCUUCUCUGCCACAUCUACCCCACACUGCAGGCUCAUCAGGAAAAGCAGUAA